AUGAGCGAAUCCGCAUUCCACACCGCCGCUAUCGCGUCCACCGAAUCGCAGCCAGCAAAGCGCUCCUUCAUCGCGCGCAGAGCCUCCCCUUUGCAAGUGCUGCAGUCCACAAGCUCUUUCUCCCCCCACUUCGGCCAGUCGAAGAACCGCGCCACCGCCGUCGACCGCCGGAGAUGUAGAUCCUGCAACUGCAAACAGCUGGCGGGGAUAUGCUCCUUGAGCGCCUGGACCAGCACCGUGCCCGCCUUGACGGCAAAAGCUAGUAUCGCCUUCCGCUUGUCGACCUUCUCCAGAGACGCGACGAGUAGACGUGGCGUCGAAGAUGAGGUAUGGGAAGGGAGCAGUGGUGGAUUGGAUGAGGGAGAGAAAGAGGGCAAGACCGUUGCUGGAGGCAUCUUGGAGGGGUAUGAGCGCGAUGCCGUCCACAAGGUCCCCGGAGGAGGAGGGGGCAGGAUAACCGCUGAAGAAGUCCGAGAGCUCCUCCAAGAGCCUACGUCGAAAGUAGAAGCAGAGCUUCACUUCGUCAUCGCGUCCGGUCGUUCCGCUGAUGUUGCUGGCCAUGAUCGAUGCGGUUUGAUGCCGGCUAUACGCCGAUGCCCGGUCAAGAGCGAGAGGUAUCGCGCUAUCCGAACGCUGACGGUUGACCGUGGACGGGAGAGUCUCUCGCUGAUGAUGGAGCCUGGGCAAGAGUCGCCAGUAUAUGAUAGAUGUGUAUGGGGAGGUAUAGAGGUAAACGCAAAGCCUAAAGUGUGCACUCUCAAAGUGUGCCAAGGUGAUGAGGCAACCGGCAAAAAGUAUAUCGGAAAGUGGGGGAAGUUCUCGUAUCAAUCGAACUUAGCUCUAAGACGGGUUUACAUCUCCUCCAAGCGCCUGGACCGGACACUGGGCGAUGGCUCCCCUGGCUUGGAUCGCACAGAUCACUGCCCAGACAGCUCCAGUAAUGUCACCUCUUCCCUCUUCCUAUCAAGGCGAAGUCACGUGAUCUCCUGGCGCUCCGCCGAGCUUCGGGCGCGCCGCUUGAACGUCGCACUAGUGCUGCAAUUCACAUUCUUCUUCGCCAUCACACAUCUUGGAGCCAUUGCCCAGCAGGGAGUGUCAAUUGAGAUGUCCAACAACAAUCCCGAGGCUGCCGGUGUCAAAAAACCAGGCGACAUCAUCCUACAAGCGGAUGACAAGCUCUGCUUCUAUUUCCGACUCCCCCUCCUCGCCGAAUUGUCAAACUUCUUUGGCACCCUCCCUCCCUCCUCAUCCUCAGCGGAUCUUGUCGAUGGAACCGCCGUCCUCCCCCUCAAUCGCGCCACGAGCGGCGGUCUCACGCUCUUCCUUUCCCUCGCCCAGUCAAUCACAACCCUCCAUUUCUUGAAUCCCACCUACUACGACGACGCGUCCAUCAUUAACGCAGCCAUCCUGGCCAAGCAAUUUGACACACCAAUAGUAUACCGGCUCCUCUCUGAUUACCUCCGCCCGGCGGGUCGGAGAGACAACUUCAUGGUCUUCGCGGUAUGGGCCAUCAGCGGAUCAGCGAGGCGGACCAAAGAGGCGGCGGAAGCCACGCUCGGAAGCGACUUGAGCAAGGCAGACCCUUGCAUCCCCCAGGCCCUCGCCGGCGAGCGCAGUGGGGCUUGGACGAGCCUUCAGGACCUGCACAUCCGCCACGUUAUAGCCAUGCGGCGGUUUCGGGAGUUCCCAGAUUGGGGAAAGCGGGCCGGGAUACGUGGGAGACAUACGGAGCUUUGUCCUGCCUGCGGGAUGGACAAGGAGGAUCUACUAGAGGGUGUUGAGAAGCGCUACUCGGCGUGUCAGUCGGCGGAGGAGCUGGAAAAGGAAUUAUUGGCGGGCGAUAUGGGGGUGCAGUGCCGAGCUUGCCGGCCCGUGGCAUUCAGGUACUUUUAUCCCAGGGUGACAUGGACCAGAGCCUUCAGCUCAAGGUACGAGUUCCGUGGCACGGAGCGCGAGUACUAUGACCAGGCCCAGGAGGAAGACGAGCGUAUCGAUGCGGGGGAGUACGAUGACUGCAUUUAG
Messenger RNA from Dioszegia hungarica, 2022 nucleotides. RefSeq lists its product as uncharacterized. The record is from RefSeq and is a predicted model, not a curated record. The coding region runs from base 1 to 2022 and encodes 673 amino acids. The transcript has 5 exons. NCBI's taxonomy places the organism in Eukaryota, Fungi, Basidiomycota, Tremellomycetes, Tremellales, Bulleribasidiaceae.